Molecule: messenger RNA, 1284 nt
Organism: Ochotona princeps (American pika)
Lineage: Eukaryota; Metazoa; Chordata; Mammalia; Lagomorpha; Ochotonidae
Product: zinc finger protein OZF-like
Exons: 1
Coding region: 1-1284 (427 amino acids)
Biological process (GO): regulation of immune system process; negative regulation of transcription by RNA polymerase II; regulation of cytokine production
Source: RefSeq, a predicted model, not a curated record
AUGUACCAGAAGUCAAAACUCAUUAGAGAUCAGAUCCUUCAAAGUGCAGAGAAUCCAUAUGAAUGCAAUGAGCACAGAAAAGCCUUUCACCAACAAGUAUCGCUAAUUGGGCCACAGAGACUCAACACAAAAAAAUCUUAUGAAUGUAAGGAGUGUGGAAAAGAGUUUCCUCAUAAAUCAAGAUUAAUCAUACAUGAGAGGGUACACACAGGGGAGAAACCUUAUGAAUGUAGGGAGUGUGGAAAAGCUUUUUCUCGUAAGUCAAACAUGACCGCACAUCACAGAAUGCACACUGGGGGAAAACCUUAUGAAUGUAGUGAGUGUGGAAAAGCUUUUCUUCAAAAGUCAAGCAUGAUCAUACAUCAGAGAAUGCACACUGGGGAAAAACCUUAUGAAUGUAGUGAGUGUGGAAAAGAUUUUAUUCGUAAGUCAAACCUCAUUGUGCAUCAGAUAAUCCACACUGGGGUGAAACCUUAUGAAUGUAGUGAGUGUGGAAAAUCUUUUUCUCAGAAGUCAAGCAUUAGAUCACAUCAGAGGGUCCACACUGGGGUAAAGCCUUAUGAAUGUAGUGAGUGUGGGAAAGGCUUUCCUUGUAAGUCACACCUCAUUAGACAUCAGAGAAUCCAUACUGGGGAAAAACCUUAUGAAUGUAGUGAGUGUGGAAAAGAUUUUAUUCGUAAGUCAAACCUCAUUGUGCAUCAGAGAAUCCACACUGGGGUGAAACCUUAUGAAUGUAGUGAGUGUGGAAAAGCUUUUUCUCAGAAGUCAAGCAUGAUGAUACAUCAGAGAAUGCACACUGGGGAAAAACCUUAUGAAUGUAGUGAGUGUGGAAAAGAUUUUAUUCGUAAGUCAUACCUCGUUAGACAUCAGAGAGUCCACACAGAGGAAAAGCCUUAUGAAUGCGGUGAGUGUGGAAAAUCUUUUCUUCGUAAAUUAAACCUCAUUGUGCAUCAGAGAAUCCACACUGGGGAAAAGCCUUAUGAAUGUAGUGAGUGUGGAAAAGCUUUUUCUGAUAAGUCAAGCAUUAGAUCACAUGAGAGAAUACACACAGGUGAAAAACCUUAUGAAUGUAGUGAGUGUGGAAAAGCUUUUAUUCAUAAGUCAAACAUGAUCAUACAUCAGAGAAUCCACACUGGGGAAAAACCUUAUGAAUGUAGUGAGUGUGGAAAAGCUUUUUCUCAGAAGUCACACCUAAUCACACAUCAGAGGGUCCACACAGGGGAGAAACCUUAUCAUUGUAGUGUGUAUCUUCAAGCCUUUACUUACGAGACAGGUUUCAUUUGA